ACUCAGUUAUUCAAAUCACCUUAUAGAGAUGAUUACACACUUCUACAUUCUAAUCAAACAAAAAAUCAUUUCUUGUGCUCAGCCCGUGCUUUUGCAUGAGAUAUUUACAAUUAUGUUAUAAAUUAUGAUGUAGCCAUAACAGAGUAACGAAUAAAGGUAACGUGCUGGAGAUGUUAUGGACGAGAAUGAUGAAAGUGAAAAAUACGAACUGGUGCCUCCAGAUGGUGGGUGGGGUUGGUUAGUCCUGUUCGGAUGCACAUUAAUCAAUCUAUUAAUUCCUGGAACUAUUAAAUCAUUUGGUGUUUUAUUCGUAGAAUUUUUAGAAAUAUUUGAAUUUUCUGAAAUCGCAGCUUCAUGGAUUCCUGCGUUAUGUUAUUUUCUUUACUGCUCUUUAGGUCCUUUAACCAGUUAUUUAACGCACAAAUUCUCUUACCGGACCAUUACGCUGGUUGGCGGAACGAUAGCUUCAAUUGGAAUGAUAACUAGCUAUUUUGCUACAUCAGUAUUGCACUUAUGCAUAACUUUUGGUUUCUUAUUCGGAGUUGGAGCUGGAUUAUCAUUUCCUCCUGGUAUAUUCAUUGUUACUUCAUAUUUUCAAAAAUACCGAGGGUUUGCAAAUGGGAUCGCUAUUUCAGGCAGUGCUUUCGGUUCCAUGAUUCUACCGCCUUUGUUGAGAUAUUUAGUGGAAAAUUAUGGAGUGAAUGGAGCUGUUUUAAUUAUGGGAGCUAUUUCAAUGAACGUAUGGGUCGGAGCUCUGUUCUAUCAUCCAGUCAGUUGGCAUAUGAAAAAAGUUCCCUUAUCGUGUGAUGUAAUAGUCUUCAAUGAAAAAACAGAAUUACCUCAGAUGGUAGUGUCUGAUACCGAUUUAGCUGAGAAAAAACAUUAUAUUCGUGUCACCAAAACGGAUGAUAAAAAUGAAACCAUAAAUUUGGUUUCAACAGCUUCUGAGAAAAAUAUUACAACCAACUCAAACUUUCUAUUUAAUUCUAAAAAAACACAUUUGAAUCAGCCCUUUAGAGGAAGUCAAAAUUCAUUGCGCAGAAAUUCAAGUUAUUUGUCCAUCUCUUCCGUAAAAUUUGCAGGUUCUAGCGAAGGCACUUUGGGUAGAUUACCAGAGAGUGUUUCUCAACUCACAUUGAAAUCUUUGGAAUCUUUUGAAAAACCGGCAGCUAUAUCGAAAAACGUAACAAAACUGGAGAAAGAGACGCACUUCGUAGAUUUAUUAAGAAAUCCUGUAUUUGUCAUUAUAAUGAUAUCCAAUGCCACAACUGCAAUUGGUUAUACGAAUUUUACGAUAUUUUUACCAUACUAUGCAAUUUCAUUGAAUUAUGAUAAAACUAUUUCUUCCUGUUUACUGUCAAUUGUUGCCUUCUUUGAUUUAAUAGGUAGAAUCGGGGGCUCAACUAUAUCUGAUAUUUUACCAUUACAUAAAAAAUAUUAUUUCAUCUUAGGUUUAAUGAUUUCUGGUAUAUCUUUAGUUGUUCUGCCAUUGGUAAAUACUUACACAACGUUAUGCAUUGCAUGUGCAAUAUUUGGAUUAUCUUCGGGAACCUACACAGGAAUAACUGUAGUUACCAUGGUAGAGAUGUUGGGAGAAGAAAAGUUAGCUACCUCUUAUACUUUAUCGUUGUUUGUGAAUGGAGUUCUCCAAUUAGUGGGACCUCCAAUUUGUGGAGCUAUUCAUACUAAUCUUAAUUCAUUUGGCGCAAUAAUAAGCGGUUUAGGCAUAACUAUAACAAUAGGAGCAGGGGUUUGGAUUGUUUUACCAUUUGUGACUCCAAAGGAUAAAUAAUCUGUGAGAGUUUCAUUCAUUUUUUGUUCGUUUUUUAAUUUUAGAAAAAUAUGAUUGAAUGUUGUACAUAUUAUGGUUAAAUUGUUUUCUACAUAAGAACUAAGCUCUGCUUUAAUUACUCUAUGUUUUCUCUCUAUUUUUUUCAAUAUUGAAAUAUAUACCCUACCUAUUAUUUUCUAAAGGCUGUUACGUCAAAUGUCUGAAUAAUAUUUACAUUAAGCUAAAUGUUAGACAACUGAAACAUGUCUAUUAAAACCAGACAUGUGCGUAACCGAAGUUACCGAAAAAUUUUGUUGCAUCUAAUGCAAAAACAUUCAGUACCUAACAUAUCAACGUCAUCAACGAAAUUAGAACUAUGGUAAGAUAUGUAUUUAUUUAUUACUCCGUUUUCUUUAUGUGUAGCUAAAUAAUAUUGUCAUGUUUUUUCAAAUACAUACAAACAUUUCUAACAAUAACAACUUUCAAUUUAGUUUGCCAUGAUUGUCAUACCUAUCCAUGUCAAGGAACUGACCUAAAUUAAACGAAGUUAUCUGUUAUUAAAAUGAAAAAUAAUUACAUACCUAACUGUA
Molecule: messenger RNA, 2361 nt
Organism: Planococcus citri (citrus mealybug)
Lineage: Eukaryota; Metazoa; Arthropoda; Insecta; Hemiptera; Pseudococcidae
Gene: hrm
Product: hermes
Exons: 5
Coding region: 176-1792 (538 amino acids)
Biological process (GO): transmembrane transport
Cellular component (GO): membrane
Molecular function (GO): monocarboxylic acid transmembrane transporter activity
Source: RefSeq, a predicted model, not a curated record